Molecule: messenger RNA, 1302 nt
Organism: Prunus dulcis (almond)
Lineage: Eukaryota; Viridiplantae; Streptophyta; Magnoliopsida; Rosales; Rosaceae
Exons: 3
Coding region: 12-1133 (373 amino acids)
Source: RefSeq, a predicted model, not a curated record
UGCAAAACAAUAUGGCGCCUUUUUCUCUCUUGCUUUGCUUCCUAACCUUUUUCUCCCUCUGCGCUGGUUAUGCUUCUGCUGCCGCCGCCGCUGCUGCACCUCUUGAUGGGGAGGUCCCAAAUGGGCACUUUGAAGAAGCACCCAAGCCUUCAAACUUGAAGAAAACAGUGAUCAUUGGGAAGUAUUCCCUCCCAAAAUGGGAGAUCAGCGGCUUGGUGGAGUACAUCAAAGGUGGGCCCCAGCCAGGUGGCUUCUUCUUCCCUGUGCCACGUGGGGUCCAUGCAGUGAGGCUUGGCAAUGAGGCCUCCAUUUCUCAGGAUGUGGUUGUUACCCAAGGUUCAGUGUACUCACUAACCUUUGGUGCUACAAGGACUUGUUCCCAAGAUGAGGUGCUUAGGAUUUCAAUACCUGGCCAGUCUGCUGACCUCUCCCUUCAAACCCUGUAUAGCAGUGAUGGGGGAGACACUUAUGCUUGGGCUUUUAGGGCUACUUCCAAGGUUGUUAAGGUGACAUUCCACAACCUUGGGGUUCAGGAGGACCCCACUUGUGGGCCCCUAUUGGAUGCUAUUGCAAUCAAGGAGAUACUUCCUCUCAAGUACAUAAGAGGCACUCUAGUGAAAAAUGGUGGGUUUGAAAGUGGUCCUCAUGUGUUCAAAAACUUCUCAACCGGAAUCCUCCUCCCUCCCAAGGCAAAGGACCAAAUCUCACCAUUGCCUGGAUGGAUCAUUGAAUCCCUGAAGCCUGUGAAAUACAUUGACAAGAAGCACUUCUCAGUUCCUGGGGGACUUGCAGCCAUUGAACUGGUUGCAGGGAGAGAAAGUGCAAUUGCCCAAAUUAUUAGAACCAUUCCAAACAAAUUCUACAACCUUACCUUCACCAUCGGAGACGCAAAAAACGCUUGCCACGGAUCGAUGAUGGUCGAAGCCUUUGCCGGUAAGGAAACCCUAAAAGUUCCUUAUAUGUCUCAAGGCAAAGGUGGGUUCAAAACUGCAAGCUUCAAGUUCCAAGCAACUUCACCAAGAACAAGAAUAACAUUUUACAGUGCCUACUAUCACACAAAGGUUCAUGACUUUGGUCAUAUGUGUGGACCUGUCUUGGAUAAUGUCAUCGUUCUUCCAGUCUCUAGUCAUUGAUUAAAAGCUCUUUUUCUGAUCUUUUUUGCUCUAUUUUAUUCUUAUAAAGAAGAUCUUGAAAGACGAGAGUGUGUGUUUUGUUUAAUUCAAUACACAUUUGGCUCUUCAGUAUGUUUUGAGUCGCAGGCGGUCUUAAACUUUCUUUGAGAUAAGAUUAUGUGAGUCUUAU